Molecule: messenger RNA, 1046 nt
Organism: Phaethon lepturus (White-tailed tropicbird)
Lineage: Eukaryota; Metazoa; Chordata; Aves; Phaethontiformes; Phaethontidae
Product: Fanconi anemia-associated protein of 100 kDa-like
Exons: 4
Biological process (GO): interstrand cross-link repair
Cellular component (GO): nucleoplasm; Fanconi anaemia nuclear complex
Source: RefSeq, a predicted model, not a curated record
GCUGUGUACCGGUGUCCUGACCAGGUGUGGCACGUGGAGCUGCUGCCCCAGCCCCGGCAGCUCUACAUCCUCUGUGCCCACAGCGGUAUUUACUGCGUCUCCCUGGAGCAGCAGAGCAGGUUAAUGGAGCAGACGGAUAGCGACGGCCAAGAAGGCAAUUGCCCUUCCGGCGUCUUCCCUGUGGACUCGGACGCCUGCAUCUUCCCAGACUCCAGCCUGUGCAUGUUCACUCUGCUCAACAGCUUCGUCAUCACCUUGUCCCAGGCUCACGGCAAAUGGUGGAUGAAACUGCACGAGCUUCCGCGCCCCGAGCAGGAGAGUCCCCCGUACCGGCAGGUCAGCGAGGUGGGCUUCUGCCCCGGCCCCCAGCCUGGGGACGAGGGGGACAGCCCGCCGUCCCGCUUCCUGCCUGUCCUGUGCUGCGCCUCCUCCCCAGGCACCGUGGGGUCCGGGGAGGGGCUGUGGUGCUCAGGGGGAUUCGUGCUGGAAGAGCCCCUCUUCAGCCUGCUCUUUGGGAUCGACGCUGCCAUGCUGGAGUCUCCUAUGAUCCUCUGCGGCUUCCCAGACGGACAGCUCUGCUCCGUGCCGCUGAAGGCCCUCAGCUCUUCGCCGGCUGUCGAUGGCUGCCACGACGUUUCGAACCAAGAUCCCCCCAUAAAGAUUCUCCAUCAUUUGGAAGAGCCCAUUGUCUUCAUCGGGGCCUUGAGAACGGAGCAGAGGGUGGUGGAGGAUGCUGAGGACGAACAGGUGGCGGAGGAUGCUGAGGACGAGCAGCUCUUUGGAGACACUGGCUGUGAUUGCGUGGUGGCUGUGGGCCACUACGGGAAGAUGGUGGCCGUCAAGGCAGAUCAGAGGGAGGAGGCGACGGUGCCGGAGCUCAGGGAGUACUACUUGCGUGGGCCCAUUCUUUGCGCCGCCUGCGGCAGCGGCAGCCGGAUGUAUUACAGCACGCACUCGGACAUCUCCGCCGUCGACCUGGACUGGGUCGGCGAUUCCUCUGAUCCCGAGGACGCGGAGAGCUGCACUGGCGUCCUGCCUCCCGUCCU